Messenger RNA from Thecamonas trahens ATCC 50062, 927 nucleotides. Its product is annotated as cytochrome c. Bases 1 to 927 code for a protein of 308 amino acids. The transcript has a single exon. Gene Ontology annotation, molecular function: electron transfer activity; heme binding. NCBI's taxonomy places the organism in Eukaryota, Apusomonadida, Apusomonadidae. Gene Ontology annotation, biological process: mitochondrial electron transport, ubiquinol to cytochrome c. The record is from RefSeq and is a predicted model, not a curated record.
AUGUUUGCGCGUAGUGGUAUUGUGCGCUCUGCGGUGCAGAGCACCCGGGCGAUGGCGCGUGCGGCGUCGACGACGGCGGCUGCGGGCGCCGGGAAGAAGGCGUCGUGGGUCAAGGACGCGCUCGGACUUGCGGGCGUGGUGACUGCUGGCGUGGGCUUCUACUACGCAACCGAGUCUGGGGCUGGGGCUGUGUACGCGUCCGACGCGCUUCACCCGCCGUCGUACCCGUGGGACCACACCGGAUGGACCGACACGUACGACCACGCGUCGAUCCGGCGCGGGCACCAGGUGUUCAAGGAGGUGUGCGCGACGUGCCACUCGCUCGACCGGCUGGCGUACCGCAACCUUGUCGGCGUGGCAUACACCGAGGAGGAGGCUAAGGCUCUGGCGGCGGAGAUCGAGGUCGAGGACGGGCCCAACGACGAGGGCGAGAUGUUCAUGCGCCCCGGCAAGCUCUCGGACUACUUCCCGCGGCCGUACGCGAACGAGGAGAUUGCGCGCAAGGCCAACAACGGCGCGCUCCCGCCGGACCUUUCGCUCAUUGUCAAGGCCCGCCACGACGGCGCCAACUACGUCUUUGCGCUCCUCACCGGCUACCCGGAGGACCCGCCGGCGGGCGUCGAGCUCCGCGACGGCCUCCACUACAACCCGUACUUCCCCGGCGGCGCCAUCGGCAUGGCCAAGGCCCUCGAGGACGGCCUGGUCGAGUUUGAGGAUGGCACCCCGGGUACGGCCUCGCAGGCUGCCAAGGACGUCACCAUGUUCCUCGCCUGGGUCGCCGAGCCCGAGCUCGAGGAGCGCCGCCUUGCCGGUCUCACCGCCCUUGUCUUCCUCGGCCUCGUCGGCGCUGGCACCUUUUACAUGAAGCGCCUGACGUGGGCCGUCGUCAAGUCGGCCCAGGUUGUCCGCACCGUGGCGCGCAAGUGA